CCAGUCCUCUGAUCCAGAGCCGGACUCUGCGUCUCUUCGUGUCUCUGUCAACAAUGUAACCAACAGCGAGGCGGAGACGAAGCGCACAGCGCAGCGCACACAGUGUUUACCAUGGAGCUCGGCAGCAGAGAAACGCCGAGUUAGACACGACUUUAAGAGCUCCAGCCCCUGAGGGCGCAGUCCCAGACGUCAGAGGGAACCAGUCGUUUGGACAACAUGGCCUCCAGAGCGCCACCUGAGAAAUCCGCCUGUGGCCUCACAGACAGGAGCAGUAGCUUCUUUAAGCUGAUUGACACAUUUGCGUUGGAGAUCGGGGAGCUGAAGAAAGAGAUGGUCCAGACCCCUCCAACUAUGGACAAAGAGUCACGGGACCUACAAGGGCUGGAGAGUGGUGUUUACCUGCAGGCUCCUCACUGUGGAGGCCUGGCGGCUGAAAGGGAUUCUGGCUAUGAUUCCUUGAGGAGGAGGAUGAGCGUGUUGGACAGGCUGACUCAAACUCACCCGGUGUGGCUGCUCCUGGCCCUCAGUGAGGAGGACGCCAGUCGCAUACUGCUCAAACAGCCUCCAGGGGUUUUCCUGGUCAGAAAGUCUGCAGCCCUGCAGAGGAAGGUCCUCUCUGUGCGUCUGGAGGACGAUCAGUCAGGAUCUCCCAUCAGCCACUUCCCAGUCAGAGAGAGUCAGUACACCUUUUCUCUCGAGGGAUCCGGGAUCAGCUUCGCGGAUCUGUUUCGCCUGGUGGCCUUCUACUGCAUCAGCAGAGAUGUCCUGCCGUUCACACUCAAACUCCCAGAAGCCAUUGCAUCUGCCAAGACACAGAAAGAACUGGAGGAGGUGGCUCAGCUCGGAGCAGGCUUCUGGAACUCCGUCCUGUGCAGCCAGCGGCGCAUAUCCUGUCGCCCUCUGAGCCGUACCCUCAGCCCCCAGCGCAUUAAUAGGAACAGGGAGGGCGAAGGGCCCCAGCAAGAGCAAACCAGGUCUCACUGUGACAGCGCGCCUCCAACACUACGCUCACACGCUCCUCCACCUUCCUUUCAUCUGGAGAGAAGACAUUCCAGUGGUCCUCUGUGCUUUGUUAACCCCCUGUUUCUCCAAACCCAUGAGCACCACCAUCGCUGCGAGGACGAUUCACCUUCACGUGCCGUCAAGUCCAACCAAGAGAAUGCAGGGGAAACAGAGCCACUAACUAGCAGCCAGACUAGUGAGCAGCACCUGGGCCAGAACAAACUGAACAGCAAGUCGCGGUCUCCUCCCCCUCGCCCCCCUCCUCCCUGCUCGAUGCCACGCCGGCGUCCUGCCCCACCGCCACCUGGAGCACCGCCAGCUACUAGCAGACAGUCAGUCAAGAGUAUGCCAGAGGUCGUACCCAUGGCUACAAAGCAACACCAGUCCACCACCAGGCGCCCAGCACCCGCUCGACCGACAAUGGGCACGAAGCACAGCAACCUGUCCAAAAGCGUCAGCUCCCCAAUCCCCGUGCCUUCAAACCCACCGCCUCCGAGGCCCAAGAAGCCUGACCUGGAAGCCCAUCGCUGCCACAUCGCCCUGGAUGAUGAGACCAUCGCUAAGGCCCUGUCUCGCGCCAAGCUCCCACCUUGUCAUUCUCCACCUGCUGCUGAUGUGCUACUAGAGAACAACAUUGAGAGCUCAUCCAGUCCCAAUGAGAGGGGACGCCAGCGGCUCAGUGACAUGAGCAUGUCUACUUCAUCCUCCGACUCACUGGAAUACUCGCAGUCUCCCGGAUUCUCCCUCGGACUUGCUCCGAGUCCGUCAAAACACCUUAACCACCAAGAGCCGGUGGAGGACAGCAGUGAGGAGGACGAGGAUGGGGAAGAAGAAGAGGAGGAGGACUAUGGAGUUGGUCUGGAGACCGACCUGGAAAUGCGGCUCCGUCCGUCCUUUAAAGCACGGAGGCAGAAGGUCGGCGUGAGUCUGGGCGGGGGGUCGUUCAUCCUCCCCAGGGCCUUGAGGGGACACUUCCGCAAGGUGAGCGGCAUGCUCAGCUCCCUCAUGACCCCGGAGAGACGGGCCAUAAAAAAGAUCGCAGAGCUGUCCAGGGACAAAAGCUCAUAUUUUGGCUCCCUGGUUCAGGACUACAUCAGCUUCGUUCAGGAGAAUCGAAGCUGUCACACAUCAGGGAUGGAUUUCCUUCAGACUCUCAGGCAGUUUAUGACACAGAUGAAGGCUUACCUGCGCCAGACCUCUGAGCUCGACCCCCCAAUAGAGUCCCUCAUACCCGAGGAACAGAUCGACCAGGUGUUGGAGAAGGCCAUGCACAAGUGUGUCCUGAAGCCUCUGAAGAGCGUGAUCGAAGUGGCCUUACAUGACUUCCAGGUGAAGAGUGGAGCUUUGCAGCAGCUCAGAGAGAACUUGGCCCUGGCUAAGGCCAAGAGGCCCCAGGAGCUGGGCGUGGAUGGGGCCGUACCGCCUGACCCCGUGGCUAUUGACAAAAUCUGCCAGAAGUUCCAAAACAUGAGGAAGAUGUACUCGCCUGAGAAAAAGGUGUCACUGCUGCUGCGAGUGUGUAAACUCAUCUACACCAUCAUGCAGGAUAACUCCGGGAGGAUGUACGGUGCCGAUGACUUCCUGCCCAUGCUGACAUACGUGGUGGCUCAGUGUGACAUGCCGGAGCUGGACACUGAGAUCCAGUACAUGAUGGAGCUGCUGGACCCAUAUCUGCUUCAAGGAGAGGGAGGCUAUUACCUGACCAGUGCCUAUGGAGCUAUGGCCCUUAUCAAGAACUUCCAGGAGGAGCAAGCGGCCAGGGUGCUGAGCUCUGAGGCCAGGAACACGCUACACCAGUGGCACCGCCGGCGAACCGCUCAACGUUCAAUACCAUCAGUGGACGACUUUCAGAACUAUCUCCGUGUGGCUCUACAAAAUAUGGACGCAGGCUGCACGGCCAAAACCCUUGUUGUCCACCCGUAUACCGCCACAGAAGAGGUGUGCUCACUCUGUGCUUACAAGUUUAAGAUCCCUGACCCUGAGAACUAUGCACUGUUCCUGGUCACUGAAGACACCAGCCAGCAGCUCGCCAUGGACACGCACCCUCAGCGAAUCAAAGCUGAGCUCCACAGCCGGCCACGUGCACAAGUCUUUCACUUUGUCUACAGGAGAGUACCGAACCUGAACCUCUGUAUCCCUGCCGUCAUGCAAAAUGGAAACUGCCGCGAUGUUGAAUAGUAUGAAUAUGUGUGUCUCGCGGAAUUCUUCUGGUGCUUGUAGAUGUGUGUUUUGUAUAUAGAUUAGAGGAUAUGUGAAUGGAAACAGAAGCUGUACAUUGGCGUAUUGAUGCAAAUGUUAAAUAAAAAUAAGAAUUUUGUAAGGACCCACGAAGUUAUCAGAUGGACACUGGAAAGUGUUGGUGUUUUACUUAAAAGCCUCGAGACCGGUUCAGACUUGUGUCGAAGUGAAAAGGCAAAGAGUGGUCAACUGCUCUGGUUUGUAGGAUUUUAGCAUGUGCAGCCUUGUAAGGAGGUGAAAUGACUGUUGGACACGUACGUCCUCAAAGAAAAGGUCAUACGGUAAAAUAUUGUAUGUAACUAUGCAGUCAGCAUUGACUAAAAUGAUGCAGGAGAGAGAAUGUCAUGCUCAAACAUUAAUUUAAUAAGUAAAAUGAACUAUUGUGGGGGAAAAAAAGUUUUUUAUUACUCUACAACUGCUGGUCAAUUGUAGAUUUUAUUUGUGUAGAAAUAUUUUUAUAUUCAUAUGUUAUUCUGCCCUAAAACGACAGAGAUUUGUAUUCUGAUUAAAAUGUCUGUACUGGACUCAAUACUGGACAUAUUUAUGCCAGGUAUUUCUUAAAAGUCAGUUGAAACCGACACUGUUUCUGUUGUCAUUUAUGAGAAACACCAGCCUGACUGUGGAAAUACUGUAUAUAAAAUGCUCUCAAAAAGA
Mugil cephalus (flathead mullet) is the source of this 3894-nucleotide messenger RNA. RefSeq names its product ras and Rab interactor 2-like. The record is from RefSeq and is a predicted model, not a curated record. NCBI's taxonomy places the organism in Eukaryota, Metazoa, Chordata, Actinopteri, Mugiliformes, Mugilidae. Gene Ontology annotation, molecular function: guanyl-nucleotide exchange factor activity; small GTPase binding. Gene Ontology annotation, cellular component: endocytic vesicle; cytosol. Bases 217 to 3180 code for a protein of 987 amino acids. Gene Ontology annotation, biological process: signal transduction; vesicle-mediated transport. The transcript has 13 exons.